GUUGCAUCACAAGCCAAUCAGCAAGCCGCCACUACACGCGGGGUUCACCGUGCACCUGGAAACUUACUCUUCCAGUGAGGACCACCUAGCGUUGUCUUGGAUCACAUAUCCCCUCUUUCUCUCUGGAAAACCUGCUCGACGCCACGUAUAAGUCCGCCGGCCGUUGGAAAAACCGCAGGCAGCACCACGAUGGCCCUUCAGCCUUGUGAGGGUAUGCCACCCCGCCAGUGUGCCGUGUGCCACAGCCGCACCAAGCUCUCCCGCUGUGCGGGCUGCCAGGUCGUCUACUACUGUGGCCGCGACCACCAAGUCAGGCAUCGGAAGGCGCACAAGUCCGACUGCAACCAGAUCAAGGAGUAUCGCGAGAGAUACAUUCAAGAGGAGAACGCCCUCCGCAACGGCUCCGAGUCCGAAUGGGGCUGGACCUGGGACAUGGCAGUCGGCAGGUUCUGGUGGAUCACGGAGACGCGAGCCUAUAUGCAGGCACGCUUCGGUUAUAUCGGGACGCUCAUGUCAAUAAACACGGUCGACGGCAUCGAGAUGGCGUUGAACCACCAACUGGACAUGCUGCGGCUGUGCCGCGGCGACAACAUGGGCAUCCGGAGCUACCCGCCGCACCUGAUGAUCCGUCUCAGGCGGGACCAGGAGGCGUAUGACUUUGUAAAGUGGUGGGCCGUGACAGCCGAGGACAGCCACUACGAUUGGGGCAACAUGGAGCUCCCGCACAUGAACCUCAUGGGCGAAGACGCGUUCGAAGGGGUGGGCAAGUUCGCGAAGCGCUUCGGCUCGCUCAGCCACAAGAUGGCCGUGACGCUUCUGAAAGUGCGGUUAUACCUCGACCUGCGCGACCUUCGCAACGUCGACCGCGCCUUCGAGGACGUCCUCCCGCAGGCGGUGACGGGCAGGAUCAAGCGGCACGUGGUGCGGACGGACGUCGUCGGCGCGCGGCGCGACCUGAUUGAGAAGACGAACGCCGCGGCGGGGACAGGCCGGCUGUUGAAGGCGCUGAAGAAGCAAAUCACGACAAUGGUCAGGAACGUGAAGGAGUCAAACAGCCACAUGUGGCCGGGAAUGUUCAACCCGCGGACGCUGCUGCCCGAGCUGCCAGACAUGUAUACGAUGGGCUCGCUCGAGGAGACGACGCUGACGUGGGCGGAAUGCGCCAAGGGAUGGACAGAGACCCCGGGGUCGCUGGCGGUGGUGAAGGCAGCCGGAGCGGCCUAGACCGAAGCUUUGAUCUGCAGGGUUGCAUUCAAGUCGCAGCGAUGACCGGCCCCGCGGACGCUGGUUGGGCACUGGCUGGAGGGAGGGGGGGAAGAGGAAGGCAGGACAGCAAAAAAGAGAGAACUGAGCGACAGUCGAUGGUAUGGGCAUCCAGACUUGACGGUUCGGGCGAUCGAGUCUUGGCUCAAACGGCAGCGGCAGUGAUCGCUGCUGUGCGUCGACUUUUUGGGGGGGAGGGGAAGCAGCGAAUGCCAAGGAAACACCAUCCAACCAUUACAGUUGCAGGUUUUGUGGGAAAAGUGCACAAGGAAGGGUUGCAGUUCCAAGCGCCCUGAUGUCAGGGAUUGGCUGUUGGAAGGGGGG
This is a messenger RNA of Colletotrichum navitas, 1587 nucleotides long. RefSeq names its product MYND finger. The transcript has a single exon. NCBI's taxonomy places the organism in Eukaryota, Fungi, Ascomycota, Sordariomycetes, Glomerellales, Glomerellaceae. The coding region runs from base 190 to 1224 and encodes 344 amino acids. The record is from RefSeq and is a predicted model, not a curated record.